UUGGAAGGGCUCUCGGUGCUGCGGCGUGCAGAAGUGCACCUGCUCGGGCCCUCGCCCGCUGCCGUCGGCGCUCGGAGCCAAGGGGAGGGAAGAUGGCGUGCAGGAUGGAAGGCACACAGUGAGAGAGAGAGAGGCAGAGACACAGGCAGAGGGAGAAGCAGGCUCCAUGCACCAGGAGCCCGACGUGGGAUUCGAUCCCGGGUCUCCAGGAUCGCGCCCUGGGCCAAAGGCAGGCGCUAAACCGCUGCGCCACCCAGGGAUCCCCCCGAUUGACUUAUUUCCCUCAGCACAAUACCCUCCAGGUCCCUCCACGUCGAAGCAAAUAAACUCACAAGAUCUUUCGUAAAGAGAUUUGUGGUCAGAACCUUAUGCUGCAUUUUUAUUCAGGAAAUAAGCAGGAAGAGAAGAGUCUCAUUUCCUAGGAAUCCAGCACUGGAGAAACGAGGAAGAUUCUUUCAAGGAUGGUCUCCCAUUCAGAAUUGAGGAAGCUUUUCUGUUCAGCUGACGCAGUGUGCUUUGAUGUUGAUAGCACAGUCAUCAGAGAAGAAGGAAUUGAUGAGCUAGCCAAAUUCUGUGGAGUUGAGGAUGCUGUGUCAGAAAUGACGCGGCGAGCCAUGGGUGGAGCAGUGCCUUUCAAGGCUGCUCUCACAGAGCGCUUAGCUCUGAUCCAGCCCUCCAGGGAACAGGUGCAAAGGCUCAUAGCAGAGCACCCCCCACACCUGACCCCUGGCAUAAGGGAGCUAGUAAGUCACCUGCAAGAGCGAAAUGUUCAGGUUUUCCUAAUAUCUGGUGGCUUUAGGAGCAUUGUAGAGCACGUUGCUUCAAAGCUAAAUAUCCCAUCAACCAAUGUAUUUGCCAAUAGGCUGAAGUUUUACUUUAAUGGUGAAUAUGCAGGUUUUGAUGAGAUGCAGCCAACAGCUGAAUCUGGUGGGAAAGGAAAAGUUAUUAAGCUUUUAAAGGAAAAGUUUCAAUUUAAGAAAAUAGUCAUGAUUGGAGAUGGAGCCACAGACAUGGAAGCCUGCCCUCCUGCUGAUGUUUUCAUUGGAUUUGGAGGAAAUGUGAUCAGACAACAAGUAAAAGACAACGCAGAAUGGUACAUCACUGAUUUUGUAGAGCUUUUGGGAGAACUGGAAGAAUAAUACCAAUUUUUAUAUGCUUCAUUUUUUCAGGUUAAUUUUUAAAAGUCACAGAGUUUGAUACUGUUUGCUUACAAUUGCCUAUUACAACUUAAUGUAUAGAUUUGGUGUUGAUUAUCUGUACUUCCAAGUAAACUAUGGAAAAUCACUUUUUUUAACUGCAGUCCCAGUAUUAUUGUGACCGUUAAUUACCUGGACAGUGUUAUAAUCUGAAUUCUUUAUGUAUUUUUCUAGUGAUAUUUUAUUUGAGACUUUUUAAAGGAGGAUAGUAAAUUAAACACCUUUCCUAUUGGAAAUAUGGGUUAGGCAGCUUUAAGUGAAUAUUGGUUUUCCCUUUGAUAGGUAAAUAAAAGUUUAUCCAUUUAUCAGCACA
Molecule: messenger RNA, 1509 nt
Organism: Nyctereutes procyonoides (raccoon dog)
Lineage: Eukaryota; Metazoa; Chordata; Mammalia; Carnivora; Canidae
Gene: PSPH
Product: phosphoserine phosphatase
Exons: 8
Coding region: 462-1139 (225 amino acids)
Biological process (GO): dephosphorylation; L-serine biosynthetic process
Cellular component (GO): cytoplasm
Molecular function (GO): magnesium ion binding; L-phosphoserine phosphatase activity
Source: RefSeq, a predicted model, not a curated record